CCUCGUGUACCGGAGAACCCUUCAUUCACAAGCUUCAGCGAGGAGGAUUUCUGGAAUACUUUCACCAACAUAGGCUCGUCGGCGCCUUGCACACCAAGUGGUUUUGGCCACCUAGCACUCCUCCCCGGAUUUAUCAAUCCACUUCCUCCGAUGAUGAGCCGACAGACAGUCGACUGUCUUCGAGUGAAUGGAGUAUUGGCUCUACCGAGCAUCCGCCUCCAGAGUGCUCUCUUGCGAACAUUUGUUGAGAGCGUGUUGCCAUCAAUGCCAAUCAUAGAGUGGCAGCAGUUCCUGACUGUCAUUCGCAAUGAAAAUGGUGCUCAUGGAUCAUUGAGCUUGCUUCUAUAUCUGGCUGUGAUGUUUUCUGCCACGACCUUCGUGGAAUUGGAGCAUCUUCUCGAAGCUGGGUAUACGAGCAGAAAGGAGGCUCACGAAGCUUUCUUUCGGAGUACCAAGCUUCUAUAUAAAUCAAACUACGAAUCAGAUCCUCUGACCAUCGUCCAGUCGUUGCUUCUAAUGACCUACAGGCUGGACACAGCGGAUGGCCAGGACAGUCGUCACUGGAUAAAAGCUGCCAUCACCGUGGCUCGGUCAAUCGGCCUCUUCCAAGAUGCUUCGAUUAUAAUGAAUUUUAACUACAGCCCAAAGCUGUGGAAACGCAUCGCAUGGGCAUGCUAUACGACGGACUGUGUAAUCUCAUUACGGCUUAGAUGCCGAGCCGCCAUCGAGCGAGCAGAAUUUUGCCACCCACUUCUCACGGAGGAGGACUUUGAGCUUUAUACACUUCCCUUGGAAAACCAGAUACUCUCUCCUGAGUGCACGCUGGUCAGGAAUGUCAAGGCGCAAAGAGAUCUGGCCCAUGUUUGCAUCUCCACAGCCAAACUAUGCACCUGCAUCAGCAAUGUCUUAGAUCUCCAGGGCAAACAAAAUAACCAUAAUGCAGUCUCACCUAACUCCCCCUCGGCAAGUCCCAGCGAUGACUAUACCAGCCGAAUCUGCUCUUCGGAAAUGGAGCUAGCAGAAUGGGCAAACACCCUCCCACCACCUUGUCAAGCCUGUCCAAUCGAACCACACAGCAUCGACGAAGAACCCACCGUCAUCCUCCAGCGCAAUAUCCUCCACAUGAUCUUCUACACCACCAUCGCCGUUUUCCAUCAAUCACAGCCCUUCCCCUCCUCAAAGUCCUGCGUUCAACUUGCCGCCAAUCAGAUUUCCCGCAUUACUUCAGAAUUGUAUCAACGAAAUUUGCAACACCGACUACCCGUUGUUGGCGUUACGGCUAUUCUUGUCGCAUUGAUUAUUCACAUUUCUGAAAUGAAGACCCCCCGUCCUGAGGAGCGCGACGAAGCUGUACAAAAUUUCCAACUUUGCCUGGACGUCAUGAGCAGUUUGCGUGAGUUGUAUUGGGAGGCUAACACUGCUACUACCUGGGCUUUGAGUGUUAUUCAAAAAGUCGCUUUUACUACGGGCCCGGGAUACGACUGUCGUUUCCGGGAACGGUCUUCUUCAAGUGAUAGCAGCAUGACGGAGACCCUCGGUACAGCGAUGCCACCACUUAUGAAUAUCGUACCGGCGGAUCAAUAG
Molecule: messenger RNA, 1584 nt
Organism: Penicillium cataractarum
Lineage: Eukaryota; Fungi; Ascomycota; Eurotiomycetes; Eurotiales; Aspergillaceae
Product: fungal specific transcription factor domain-containing protein
Exons: 2
Biological process (GO): DNA-templated transcription
Molecular function (GO): DNA binding; zinc ion binding
Source: RefSeq, a predicted model, not a curated record